Colletotrichum truncatum is the source of this 1398-nucleotide messenger RNA. RefSeq lists its product as uncharacterized. Gene Ontology annotation, biological process: DNA damage response. Gene Ontology annotation, cellular component: nucleus. Lineage: Eukaryota; Fungi; Ascomycota; Sordariomycetes; Glomerellales; Glomerellaceae. Gene Ontology annotation, molecular function: phosphatase activity. The record is from RefSeq and is a predicted model, not a curated record.
AUGGCGCAUUCUGAUACCUUUCUCCAGAUAGAUGCAUCGAUCUCCGUGUCUCACUCUGGAAACCCUGCAUCUCUUGCUUAUUCGACUGCACGAACCCGCUGGCCGAAAAUUUUGAAAAACAUCAUUGUGGAUGUUGAGAACACUGUGCAGGAUGUUGAUAGUACCAACAAAAUUAGGGACGAUGGGUCUGCACUGCUAGCUGCGCUCCAAACGGUGCUCGACAGCAUGGAAAGUGAUGGCCGACUUCAGCCCAUCCCAAAUGACGGCAAUGAAGUUAUUGGUUCCUUCAAUCGAGAAUUAGAUUUCCUCGGCCCAAUGACUUGGCACAACUCCCCUUGGCUUUUCACGGAGAAUUAUCUUUACCGAUUAAUUCACAACUGCUUCGCCCGCCGGGAGACCCAGUUCUGGAAAGACUAUGAUCCAUUCGCCAAGCAAAAGGCGAAUGCAUUAAAGUCUUCUAAGAGCAGCAUCAUUGAGCUCGUUCAUUGGGUUCUGGACGUAAAUCGCAAGGUCAACGAAAAGUCUCUUACCGCAGCAGAAGACCUCAAGGCUAUAAUGGAGGAAGCUCUCCAAAUCAGUCUCUGGGGCAAUGCCGUCGACCUGCUAUUGCUCGUGCACGUGUCUACAGAAGAUCUCCAAAGUCGACAGGGCAAGAAGGCCAGAGAGAAUUUCAAGAAAAAUGUCGUCGACGAUGACACAGAGCAAGUCUGGGAGCUCCUCGCCCCAUUGCCAGCCAGGCAUCCUAACAACGAGAUUCACAUCGUUCUUGACAACGCCGGGUUUGAAUUUCUUGCGGAUCUCAUUCUUGUCUCCCAUCUUCUGGCAGCAGGCUACGCCGAAAAGGUGGUCCUCCAUGGCAAAGACAUCCCCUGGUUUGUUUCGGAUGUCACAGCUAAAGACUUUGAUUUCUUGCUGGAAACAUUCGAGACUUCAGGUUUCUCGGAGCCCACAACAGAGGAGGAGCAGAAAUGGACUGCCGAAUUUAGUGCGCAACUGCGCGAAUACUCCCGGUCCGGGAGGCUUAGAUACGAGGCACAUUCUUUCUGGACCACCCAGCACUGCUAUGCUCGCAUGCAGACAAUAGCCCCAGACCUUUGGACUCAACUCUGCGCUGCAGACCUCGUCAUUUUUAAAGGUGACUUGAACUACAGGAAGCUCGUCUUUGAUGGCCUUUGGCCUCGCACCACAAGCUUUCGAGAUGCCAUUGGUCUUCUGGGAAAGCCUUUGGCUACUGGGGACAUGGGAAUGCGUAUCUUGUCACUCCGAACCUGUAAGGCAGACACUGUCGUUGGUCUCAGCCCGGGGAAGGAAAAAGAAAUCGAUCCCGAUGCUACAGGUCAAUGGACCCGCAACGGCGAAUACGCCGUCAUUAGCUUCUGCGACAACAAAGGAGAAUGA